AUGGCGGAAAACAAUACAGCAUGCGUGGCAUUGUCUCACUCGCGUUCGAAGCAAGUCGCGGACCCGACAACGGCACUCAUGGAGGCUUUGACGAAAUUCAAUGGUAUCCUGACCGACGACCAAAAGCGACUGUACCAUGUCAGCGCCACAAAACCAGAUGUUGAAAGCGUCAUCGCAUUCGUGACAGAGAUCGACGCCAACAAAAACAAUACAAUGAAGAUGUGUGUGGGGUCGAGGCUACAUAAAUUCCUAGAGGCCACCCAACAGUUUAGCGACGUGGUGGGCACUUUUGUCAGCUCCCACCCCGAAAUCGCCGCUCUCGUUUGGGGCGGCGUGAAGACGGCCAUCUUGACGGCAAGCAACAUCGCAUCUUACUUCGGGAAGGUCACGAGUAUGAUUAUGGAAGUCGGAAGGUCGUGCCCGACCUACCAACAAUUCGGUCAUCUUUAUCCCGACCAUAUCGGCCUUCAGCGAGAGCUAUGCGAAUACUAUGCUGCAAUCGUCCAGUUAUGCACCAAGGUCAUCGAAGUCUCGAGGCGCCCCUUGCUCACCCAAACUAUAUCGUCGAUCUUCAAUCCCUUUGAGUCUGAUUUCAAGACCGUCAUCGACCAGCUGAAUCAAGCUGCAAAGGACGUACAGCUGCAGAUAUCACUUGCCUCAAAUCAGGUCAACGUGGAAGCCAAAAAGCUUUUAGAAUAUGAGAGCCGCGAUCAAGCGACUUUCCGAAAAUUGACAAAGACGUUCCAAAGAGACGCCCAAGCAGAGCAUGCCGAGGCGCAUCAGUGGAGGGUUCACAUGAUGAACAGGGAAGCUGCAAGCUUAAGAUCCAGCAUCAGGGAUAGUCUUUCCAAAAUUAACUACUUGAAGCCUUGGAAGCAAGCUAUACGACAGCGAGUUCCCUCCACGGCUGAAUGGCUGCUGCACGAGCCCCUUUUCCAGAAAUGGCAGUCUGACCAUGAUGCUGCAAUCCUCUGGUGCCCAGGUACGAUGGGUGUGGGAAAGACAGUGCUCAUGUCUAAUGUUGUUGCCCAACUGCAUGCCCUACGAAAGAGUAAUGAAAUCAUCUCAUAUUACUUCUGCCGCGCGGAUGACGUUCCAUCCCUGUCAGCAAGGAAUAUUCUCGGCAGUCUUGCUCGUCAAAUUCUCGACUCUGACAUCGGGAACGCCAGCAAUGAAAACCUACAGCGCCUUCGCGAAGAUAGCCGUGACCUCAACACAAUCGAGCUUGUCGAUUUUAUACUGAAUCAUCUUCAUGAUGAUGAUGUAUACUAUCUGGCUAUCGACGGUCUCGAUGAGUGUGAAAUUACCGAGGUCCGAAAGCUGGCGCAGUGUAUGGCCCAGCUCUGCAGCGCGCGCGUGGAAAACUUCAAAGUCAUCUAUACAGGCCGCCCGGAACUUGAAAGUGAGUUAUUCAGAUCUGUGAAGGGCAUAUACAAGGUACCAGUCACCGAGAAAAAGGUUGACUCGGAGAUAAAUUGCUAUAUCGACACCACCCUACGCCUUUGCUUGGAAGAGGAGCAGUUAAAGAUAAGGGAUCCAACCCUCGUUUUGAAAAUAGCCGAUGCCCUCAGAAACGGGUCCAAGGGAAUGUUUCUCUGGACGCGUCUUUUCAUCGAAGAACUCUGCGCACAAGGAAGCGAUAGUGAAAUCUUGGAGUCAUUGAAACACCCACCGCGUGGCCUGUCUGAAAUAUUUGACCGAAAAAUCAGUCGCGUACGAAACAAAGCAACGGCAAAAGAUUCAUUCAAGAUUCUCCAAUUCUGCGGUGUCGUGAAGCGGCCAUUGACGGCGAUGGAAUACCAAGAGGCCUUGAGUCUUUCUCCCGGGCAAAAAUCUCUGAAACUAGAGAAGCUGCCCAACGACAUGAAUAAAGUAAUCGGCGAUUGUUGUGGUCUUUUAUUCAUCGACGAAGAGGACAGCACCGUGCAUUUCAUUCAUCAUAGCGUGAAAGAACACCUUUUCGACAUUGCCUGCCGAUAUACCGAGGAAUUCGAUGUUGCGAGGCUUGAUUGGCACAUCGGCGUUCUUUGUAUGACCUAUCUAGAUUUCUCUGAUUUCAAGCGCCAAUUAGCGAAGUUCCAGAAGGGUUCAAAUACUUCUAUACGACCUGUCCAGCUCGAAAUAUCCGCGUUCAACAGUUCCAGCAACAUCAGUGGUCGAAUGGCUCAAAGGCUACUUUCAUAUAGCCAGAAGCUACGACACCUCCGCUCUGGAGACAUAGAGAGAAAGGCCUGGGAACAAGUUCUUGGGGACGAAGAGUUUUCCCGUCUAGAUAAAGAGCUCCAAACUCGAGGGUUUCAUUUUCUCGAAUACGCCCGAACUCACUGGAUCAAUCACCUCGCAAACCCACCUUCCACGAUUGAGGAUGCGACUUGGUCGUUAUUUCGCCGAUGUGUAGAGGGCAAAGAUGUUGUUGCAUACAGACCAUGGGAGUCAGCUCAGAAUACCUACGACGACAGAGACGAUGCACCGCCGAUGAUCAAAUGGUUGUUGACACAUUGUCAUUUUCCAUUGCUCUUAUACUAUGCAAAGCACACUCAUAUCCUGACAGAGGAUCAUAAGCGUCAUAUCCUUGAGAAAUCUAUACAAGAUGGUCAAGAUCGUCUCGCCAGGUGUAUUAUCCAACACGGACACGAUUCUCCUGAUCUCAUGAAUGAAGCAUUGUUUUUUGUUUCCAGAGAAGGAUGGGAAGAUUUACUACCAAGCGUGCUGCAAGUAGUCACUCAUGUGAAUUUUCGAGUGGAUGACCACACAUCGCUUCAAGCAGCAGUGGGAGGAGGCCAUAUCGAGGUCGUGGAACAGCUCCUCGCAGCAAAAGCUGAUGUUAACGCACCGCCUGGAAAAAACUAUGGACGAACAGCACUCCAAGCGGCAGCCGAAGGGGGCUAUCUGGAGAUCGUGGAUUGA
Molecule: messenger RNA, 2907 nt
Organism: Penicillium olsonii
Lineage: Eukaryota; Fungi; Ascomycota; Eurotiomycetes; Eurotiales; Aspergillaceae
Source: the annotation of a GenBank genome assembly